UAACUUUAUGAGCGAGUGCCAAAAGUGAGCUCGGACGCAGAGCAUCCUUCGCCACCAAAACUCCAACGUGCUUGCGUUUGUUUAAUCAUUUAUGAAUAUAUGUCACAUGGGCAUACUUCGGAACAUUUCCUGAUUUCGGAUGGUUUCCUUCUCUUGACAAAAUGUAAUUUAUCUGCUGUGCGUUUAUUUCAUUAUAUAUCAAGCUUACGACAGCGGUGUCACUGAACACCGUAUGAGAAAAUCAGUACCGAAUCGUGUUGGAGACCUGGCUAAACGUGUGCAGUACUGAUUAGGUGGCUCAGUCCAGAAUGCCACAAUGUUAAUAUUUGCACACAAUUUUCUGCUGUUUGACUUGGAACCGCUGGCUCCUUUCACCCAAUCGGCGUCCCAUCACUGGCGAGUUCUGCUCAUUGAACUUGGGAACUGACAUAAUCUAGACGGGACCUUGCAGCAUUUUGGGCAGCUUUGUACAAGUUCUACAAAUAUCCAAUUACUUCCUUCAUCCAAGCUAUCUCGAUGGUGCAUGUAUGGAUAUUCGUACUCAUCUUCAUAUUUGGUAUCAUUCCCGAGGGCCACAAUUCAUCACAGAAAGUACCUAUUGGUGUGAUCCUUGACGAUGCGUCCUCCGAGGUGCGAAGGGAAAUACAGAAAGCUAUUGACUUCAACAACCUCAACAACUCUCGCUCCCGUAUCAUCAUCAACGCUUCAUACAGCAUCAUCAACAUCCGAGACAGUUACCAGCUUAGUGCCGCCAUAUGUGAUCAACUCGACAGGGGAGUUUUUAUUCUUUUCGGGGCCAGCAGUGCGGCUUCUUACAACACAAUCCAGUCGUACAGCCAAGCGUUAAAAAUCCCCUACUUUCUAUUCACGCCGACAAGGAACGAACCAGGCGACGGCUACGCUUACGAUAUCAGCAUCAGCCCCUCGUACACCAGUGCAGUCAUCGAUAUAAUCAAAUUUUAUGGAUGGUCAAAAAUAUAUUUCUUGUUUGAUUCCGACGACGGACUUUGGCAAUUACAGAACCUAUAUGAUGCCUUUAGAGAACCCAAUACAAGUCUAGUUGUGGAUGCUCAGAGACUCCGCGCAGUGACAAAGUCACGUGAUGUGCUGCGAAAAUUAGACAGAUCUGAACUUGUCUACAAAAAGAGAAUUGUCGUCUCCUUAAGGAACGUUUCUUCUUACCAAGCUUUCAUGAAUCAAAUUGUGGACGUCGGUAUGAACAGAGAGGACUAUCAUUACGUCAUCGCCGGCCCGGAUAUCGAACUACUAGACCUCAAAUCAUUUCUACACGGAGGGGUCAACGUAACCGGUUUCCGUUUGCUUGAGCAAAGCCGUGGGGAGAGCAUGUCUGAAGAUAUGAGAGCUGGCAUCACCCAUGGGAGGAACCUAAACCGGUUUGGUAAACCGACACCACUGAAGUUUCGAGAAUCGACUGAAGCCGCGUUGGCCGCCGACGGAAUCAAGGUGGUGUCCCGAGCGUUCAACCUGCUCCUGGACAGUCCAACUGACCGUUCCAUCUAUCGGACCUUCCGACACGGGCAAGUGUACAAUGAUGGCACCCGAGGAGUCAAGUGCAGGGACUUCCCCAUAAAACCCUGGACGCACGGCUUCACCAUCAGGAAAGCCAUUACCAAGGUGAAGAUACGGGGACGCUCUAAAAGGAUUGGUUUCCACUCAAGUGGUAUCCGACAACGUCACAAGCUGGAUGUGCUGCAAUUGGAGUAUAAACAGAAAUUAAGGAAGGUAGGAACCUGGUCCAAGUCUGACGGCUUCAAUACAAGCAUGGCUCGACCUGAGAAGGAAGCGUUCCCCUUACCAGCAAACAGAACGAGGAUAGUCACCACCAUACUGGUCGAUCCGUUUGUCAUCAAGGACUGUCCACCUAAUGGCUCCCCUUGCACCGGAAAUGAACGUUUCCAAGGCUACUGUGUCGAUCUCGCCCGACAGGUGGCGGAGAUUGUCAAGUUUGAUUACGUCAUCAAACUGGUGAAAGACGGAGGGUACGGUGGACGCCUGCCUAACAACUCGUGGACAGGCAUGAUCGGGGAACUCAUCAGAGAGGAAGCCGACGUUGCCAUUGCACCACUGACGAUCACGAAAAUACGGGAGCGUGUAGUAGACUUCUCCAAACCUUUCAUGAACACAGGAAUCAGCAUCAUGAUCAAAAUCCCAGACAAGCAAAAACCAGGCAUAUUUUCCUUCAUGGAUCCCUUCUCCAAAAGCAUCUGGCUAUGCAUUACACUUGGAUUUUUAGCGGUCAGCUUUGUGUUGUUCCUUGUGGGAAAGUUUUCUCCCUUUGAAUGGGACGUUGAAUGCACAGGUGAAGGUCAGAGUGCAAGUACAGCGUUUACCCUGUGUAACACCCUGUGGUUUGCGCUGGGGGCUUUGAUGCAACAAGGAUCCGAUAUAUCACCAAGAUCUUUCUCGGGCCGUAUAGUGGGGAGUGCCUGGUGGUUCUUUACACUCAUCCUCAUAUCCUCCUAUACCGCCAACUUGGCAGCCUUCCUCACUAUAGAGCGGAUGUUCACACCAAUAGACUCAGCAGAUGACCUCGUUAAACAGACGGAAAUCAAAUAUGGUCCCAGGGAAAAUGGGUCAACAUACGAAUUUUUUAGGGAUUCUGAAGUGACGGUGUACAAGCAGAUGUGGAACUCUAUGAAGGAUGCUGUGCCCUCGUCGUUCGUGUCCAAGGUGGAUGAAGGGGUGGAGAGAGUCCGGUCAUCUAAAGGAAAGUUCGCCUUCCUGCUGGAGUCAGCCAUGAACGAAUAUUACAACCAGAGGAAGCCGUGUAACACUAUGAAAGUCGGGCGGAACUUAGACUCCAAGGGCUACGGAAUAGCUACAGCACUCGGCUCCGAUUUAAGAGACGCUAUAAAUAUAGCAGUGCUGGAGCUGCGUGAGGUGGGGGUCCUCCACAAGAUGGAACAGAAAUGGUGGUACGAUAAGGGCCAGUGCGGCAAGGAAGGUGGAGGCAAGGACACAGCUACAAGCGCUCUGACACUCAGCAACGUGUCGGGUAUAUUCCACAUCCUCAUCAGCGGUUUAGUGCUGGCUAUUCUGGUGGCGUUUAUGGACUUCCUGAUUAAGAACAAACUCCGGGGAAGAUCCUUUAAGACUGGUUCUAGAAUGAAAGGCACUGCGGUCGUGGAACCAAAGAAAGGGAGACAACUCACUAGAAUGCCGCGAUCACCGUUGGCAGAGACUGAAGAAAACGGAACGUGUUCAUUCAAGGACCCAACAGAUCAUCAGCUGAUAUCCUUCGAUCCCCUCUCAGAUGAGCCGAUUCAUUUAUCUUGACCAGUGCGGCAGACAUUGCUCAACGACAAUGAGGCGAAAACAAUGUCGUAAACGAAUGUGAUAUGGACAAUUGCUCGUUACAAUAUGUCAGACACAAUAACUCGUGUGUGGCAAUAGAACAAAAAAUCAAUAGUUAUAGCGUAUUUGUCAUAAAGGUUUUAGUUAUUGAAUACAUGGCCAGACACUUUGUGAGGUAAAUAACAGAGACAUUCAUUAGUGUUUGAUAACAUAAAUACUGUUUCAAUUCAAAUAAAAACAUAUCAUGUCACGUUACUAACUUUAAAUUUGGUAAUAUGCAGAGAUUUGUGUGUGUUUUAUACAAACGAUUCAUCAUGCCUCAUCAUAGUUUUAAAUAUGAAAUCUUUAUCGCUGAUCAUACGCACAUCCAGAGAGGGGGGAAGCUGCAGGGGUGGUCACUCCCACCUCUUUUAUUAAACAUAAUAUUUAUUAAGGUAUAAAACGCAUAUAACUGAAUCAUUUGUUGUCAUAAAAUAACAAUUAAUUGACUAAGUCUUUUUAUUUGCAUUCAUCUUGCAAAUGUUUUAUUGGAAGGCUAUCUCUCCCCUUUCCAAAACCUGUGCCAUCUUACCCCACCCUCCAACGUCCUUUUUGUCCAAAUAGCUGUAUCUGCGCUUGGUACUCAACAGAACAUCAUAAAUAUAGGGCAGUUAACAACCUUCAGUGGACCUCUUUAUUAUGAAUUUGAUGACCUUAAGAGUAUUCUUAUUCUUAGUGUCAAUUGAAAUAAAAGUUGUUUAUUUUAAAAACGGAUCCAAGUAUUACAGAAUAGAAUAGUAUAAUAGUUAAACGUCACUGGUGGUGAUUUUACUUUGUUUUGUUACGUUCAACCUUUGCAAUUGGCUAUGCAGUCUCACCAUAGAUAUAUCGGUCGGUCACAAGAAGAUUAUGUCCUCAGUAUGAUUGUAGUAAGGGCCGACUAAGAAGAGGAUCGGAUGGUUACAAUGUCUCACAUGUGAUCGUGAUCUGACAGUGAUGUUCAUUCUAUCGACCACUUGUUUGUCGUGUUCAAUUAAUUGCGUGAUGUAGGUGUAUGUUGUCGGAUAUGGUCUAAAACAAUGUCCGCUUUGUCACCUGUAACCGACGAUCUUAUAUCAGUCGCCACGCUGUGUUCCCUCACAACGAAAAUAAGAUUGACUUUGAAUUUGUUUUUGUACAUAUCCAAAUAUUUAUUAGAAUGUAUGAUAUGUAUAUUAUUUAGAAACGGUGUCGUUGUGAAAUGUACAUAUACGAUUAACAUAUCAGUAUCUCGUGCAAUA
This is a messenger RNA of Haliotis rufescens (red abalone), 4574 nucleotides long. Its product is annotated as glutamate receptor 3-like. Gene Ontology annotation, biological process: modulation of chemical synaptic transmission; synaptic transmission, glutamatergic; monoatomic ion transport. Gene Ontology annotation, cellular component: postsynaptic membrane; plasma membrane. The coding region runs from base 517 to 3297 and encodes 926 amino acids. Gene Ontology annotation, molecular function: transmitter-gated monoatomic ion channel activity involved in regulation of postsynaptic membrane potential; glutamate-gated receptor activity. Lineage: Eukaryota; Metazoa; Mollusca; Gastropoda; Lepetellida; Haliotidae. The record is from RefSeq and is a predicted model, not a curated record. The transcript has 17 exons.